Messenger RNA from Didymodactylos carnosus, 555 nucleotides. The record is from the annotation of a GenBank genome assembly. NCBI's taxonomy places the organism in Eukaryota, Metazoa, Rotifera, Eurotatoria, Philodinida, Philodinidae.
AUGCCACCAAAACGAAGCACUCUGCUGGGCAGAAAGCAGGCACGGACUCAAAUUGACGAUCAACGUGCAAGACAAGGUGCUUCUCGAGCAGCUGAGAGUCCAGAGCAGAGACAAACUCGGCUUGGCGACCAACGUGGAAGACAAGCUUCCUCAAGACACGCCGAGAGUUCGGAACAGAGACAAACUCGGCUUGGUAGUCUACGUGCAAGACAAGCAGCCUCCAGAGCAGUCGAGACUCCGGAGCAGAGACGGACUCGGAGUGAAGAUCAACGUAGACGACAAGCAGCCUCACGAGCAGUACAUUGGACAUUCAUGGAAGGGGAAGCGUUUCGCUAUUAUCCAGCUAACAACUACGACAGCCAUCCUCAACUUCAUAUUGGACAAAUGACCGACGUUUGCUCAUACUGUGAUGCUCUCAAGUGGCCUGGAGAAGUACCAGGUAUGUGUUGCUCUGGUGGUAAGGUGAGGCUACCAGCACUUCGGCCUCCUCCGGAACCACUGAAAUCACUGAUGUCAGGAGAUCCAAGCGUAUUGUGCGAUAUCCCCGAUCGGUAA